Tetranychus urticae (two-spotted spider mite) is the source of this 423-nucleotide messenger RNA. The record is from RefSeq and is a predicted model, not a curated record. Lineage: Eukaryota; Metazoa; Arthropoda; Arachnida; Trombidiformes; Tetranychidae.
AUGAGUAUGUUCUACAGUAAGUGUUACCCAGAUGUCUCUACUCCAUCUAGAGGCACAAUCGACUCAGUUGGAUAUGAUUUACAGUCCUAUGAAAAUUUGGUUCUACCAUCAAGAAAAAUAACUAUUGUGAAAACAGGAAUCAAGGUUCAACCUCCUGCUGGUUGUUAUGUUAGACUAGCCUCACGUUCAGGUCUCGCUUCGAAAGGAAUUGUUGUUCACGGUGGUGUUAUUGACCCUGAUUAUACAGGGGAAAUAAGGGUAAUACUUCAUAAUUGGUCUGAUGAGGAUUUCACAAUCACAAAAGGGAUGCGUAUAGCGCAAAUGAUUGUCGAGAGAGCAGAAGUUCCUGAUUUGGUUGAAGUGGAGCAGUUAAUCAAUGUUGGUGAGCGUGGUAGGAGUGGCUUCGGAUCGACUGGGAUUUAA